This is a messenger RNA of Torulaspora delbrueckii, 909 nucleotides long. RefSeq lists its product as uncharacterized. Gene Ontology annotation, molecular function: transmembrane transporter activity. Bases 1 to 909 code for a protein of 302 amino acids. Gene Ontology annotation, biological process: transmembrane transport. NCBI's taxonomy places the organism in Eukaryota, Fungi, Ascomycota, Saccharomycetes, Saccharomycetales, Saccharomycetaceae. The record is from RefSeq and is a predicted model, not a curated record. The transcript has a single exon.
AUGGUACAGGCCAGUAGUGGUAAAUUCCUCGAUGAAGAGACUUAUUCGAGGCUCAUGGGCUUCGUAGCUGGGAUGUUCUCCGGUGUUGCCAAGAACACUGUUGGGCAUCCUUUCGAUACCGUUAAGGUGAGACUACAGACAUCACAGGGAACCGGUAGAUUCAAAGGACCAUUGGACUGUGUUUACAAGACUUUGAAACAGCAGGGCCCUCGAGGACUGUACCUCGGAUUUACACCACCACUAGUAGGAUGGGUUCUGAUGGAUGCAGCUCUACUAGGUAGUUUACACAAUUAUAGAAUGCUAUUGCACAAAUACGUUUACCCCGAGUAUGAGAAACUGCCACUGUCGGGGUGUAUAAUCAGUGGUGUCAUGUCUGGUUGGACCGUUAGUUUCAUUGCAGCACCAGUAGAGUUGGCCAAGGCGAAGUUGCAAGUGCAAUACGGGCCUGGGACUACCAAGUACAGUGGUCCUAUCGAUGUUAUUCGGAAAGUUUGGGCUCAGAGCGGUGUGAGAGGUCUUUACAAAGGUUUGAUCAGUACGCUGAUAUUUAGAUCAAAUUUCGUCUUUUGGUGGGGGUCAUACGAACUAAUCACACAAUGGUUCAAAAACAAUACUAAACUCAGUGACCCUGCAAUCAAUUUCUGGGCAGGUGGGUUAAGUGCCUCCUUUGGUUUCUGGACCACUGCCUUUCCUUCAGACGUCGUAAAACAGAUCGUAUUAUGCAAUGAUAAAUGUGACGGAAGCUUCAAAGCUUGGAGAGACACUGUUCGUGAUGUCUACCAAAAGCAAGGAAUUAAAGGCUUCUUCAGAGGAUUUGUACCUAGUUUCUUAAGAUCUUUCCCAGCUAACGCAGCAGCACUAGCUGCUUUCGAGUUUGUCCUGCGGAAUAGCGGGGCCAAACCUUCCUAG